Molecule: messenger RNA, 668 nt
Organism: Podarcis raffonei (Aeolian wall lizard)
Lineage: Eukaryota; Metazoa; Chordata; Lepidosauria; Squamata; Lacertidae
Product: waprin-Phi1-like
Exons: 4
Coding region: 71-481 (136 amino acids)
Biological process (GO): innate immune response; antibacterial humoral response
Cellular component (GO): extracellular region
Molecular function (GO): peptidase inhibitor activity
Source: RefSeq, a predicted model, not a curated record
CUGAGAGAGCUUAAAGCUUGGCCUGCAGCAGCCAGCAACCCACAGCACCUUCUCUGCAAGGAACAGCACCAUGAAGCCCAGGAAUAGCAGCUGCCUCCAACUCUUCGUCCUCGUCUCCCUGGUGGGGCUUCUCACAGCCUCGAUUCUGCGGAUAGAGCUGCUCAAACAGAACAUUACAGUUGCUGCAGUCAAAGGGGGCACAUGCCCAGAUACAGAGAUGGAGAGCGCCAGCAGUAACUGCACAGAAGAGUGCCAGUCUGAUGCCAGCUGUGAGGGCGUCGAGAAGUGCUGCCGGACGGGCUGCGGGGCCUCUUGCCAUCUCCCAAAUGAUAAGCCAGGCACUUGCCCCAGGCUUUCCAAUGGGAUCUCCAUGCUGGGCGCCUGCCACAAUGCGUGUGAAGUGGAUUCGAACUGCCCGGGGGACAAGAAAUGCUGCCAGAACGGCUGCGGCAAAUUGGCCUGUUCCACUCCUGAAUUCUGAGAUGCAGCGUCCGGGACCUUGUGGAGCAGCAGCAGUGGGGGACCCUCCACGGACCCCGACUUGAGGGCAGUGACCACCACCGUCUCCCUGAUGCUUUGCUCUCAGCACCUGGUCGCCUCCCCACCCCCGCCAUGUUUGCUGGACCCUCUCAGCCUCUUUUGCAGUAAAACUCUCACUUUGCACAGCA